AUGCUCCCCCUGCUACUGCCGCUUUCAUUUUUGACUACGGGUUUAUUUUCUACUUCUCCUUCAUCCACUUCUGAUGCUAUUCCCUACAAAUUCACCAUAAGUGACGAAGCUACAAACUAUAUUCCCUAUGAUUUUGCCGGUUUUGCAUCGGAUUCUGAUAGCAAUCGUGAAAAGCGCGAGAUUCCGGACAGUUCGGACAUUGUAUUCCGCCGGAAAAUUCGAGCAGCGACGGCGAAAAAAGAGCGACAAUGGCCCGAUGGGGUUGUUCCUUACAUAAUUUCAUCCAAUUUCUCGGGCGAGCACAAGAACCUGUUCCUGAAGUCGAUGCGGCACUGGGAGAACCAUACGUGUAUCAGUUUCGUGCCGCGGACUCGAGCCCACAAGAACUACAUCGUGUUCACCGUCGACAAAUGUGGGUGCUGCUCAUACGUGGGUCGACGGGGCGAGGGACCACAGUCAAUUUCGAUUGGGAAGAACUGCGACAAGUUUGGCAUAGUGGUCCACGAGCUUGGGCAUGUCGUCGGAUUCUGGCACGAGCAUACGCGCCCUGAUCGGGAUUUGUAUGUCGAUAUUUUCUACAAAAGCAUUGAAUUCGGUCAAGACUACAAUUUCGAGAAGUCGAAGCCGGGGGAAGUCGACUCGCUGGGGGAGCCGUACGAUUUCGCUUCCAUCAUGCACUACGCGAGAGACACUUUUUCCCGCGGAAUCUUCCACGAUACAAUCCUGCCACGGCCGAGCUUCCGCCACGAAAUCGGGCAGCGCAUCGAGCUCUCUGAAGGGGAUAUUAGACAAACGAAGAAGCUGUAUAAUUGCCCCGUUUGUGGCCAGACGUUUCUCUCGGAAACCGCAGAGCUGACGCCGACGCACGAGGGGUACUGUGCUUGGCGAAUUAUUGCCCCUGAGGGAAAUACGAUAUUUUUGAAUGUGUCCGGCCAGGAUUUACAGCUACCCCUUGGGCCGUGCAACGAGGAAAUCGACAACUCGAUCGUCGUCCAUGACGGGAAUGGCAAGAAUUCGAAGAUGAUAGAAAAGCUCUGCGGCGACGAUAUCACCUUUAAAACGGUGGUCUCCAGCGGAAAUCGGUUGUUUUUGGAGUUUAGGACAUCACUACUGCCAAAUUUCCCAUUCGCCGUCUUUCACACGGUCUGCGGCGGGCCGAUCUACGAGGAUAGCGGCGUUUUGCAGUCUCCUAGGUACCCGGAUCCGUAUACGCCGGGCUCGGAUUGCCUGUGGCGAAUCCACGUGGAAGCCGGGCAUCAGGUCGCGCUGAAAAUCAACUUUUUUCAGGUCGAGCAGCAUAAAGACUGCAUCUACGACCGGCUGGUGAUUUGGGAGGGAGCUAAAGAAGGUGUUGGUGAGCCUUUGGCAAACCUUUGUGGUCAACUCGCCGACAAAUCAAUAAUCUCCAGGAGCAGUAAUGUGGUGACGAUACGAUUCACGUCCGACAACUCGGUGCAGAAGGGCGGUUUCGAGCUGGAGUGGCAGAAGGAGCUGGAUGAGUGCCACUCCGGCACCCAUCCCUGUGAACAUAUUUGCGAGAAUACUGUCGGAGGGUUUAGGUGUAAAUGCGAGAUCGGGUUCAGCCUGCGGGAGGAUGGGAGGACUUGUGAAAGUACUUGCGGCGGUUUCCUCCACGCUUCCAACGGCUCAAUCCAAAGCCCAAAUUUCCCCCAGCACUACCCACCCGCCAAACAUUGCGUCUGGGAAAUCGAGGCCCCGGAUGGAUAUCAGAUUUUUAUCAACUUUACCCGUUUCAACGUGGAGGGUAUGAAAACGGAGUGCGCGUACGACUUUGUGCGGAUUGGGGCGCGGAGCAAGCUGUGCGGCGAAUAUGCCGAACCGCUCCUCUUUACCUCCGAGACUAACCUCGUGCGGCUGGAGUUCGUUUCGGACGGCAGCGUCGAGCGUCCCGGCUUUUCGAUGAAUUUCUUCGCCGACCUGGACGAGUGCCAGCACCAGAAUGCCGGAUGUGAACAUGUAUGCGAGAAUAGAAUAGGCACCUAUAAGUGCAGCUGUAACCCCGGCUUUGUCCUGUCCGACGACGGGCACAACUGCAAGGAAGGCGGCUGCUUCUUUGAGCUCAACGACCCUUCAGGCGAAAUCACCUCGCCUAACCAUCCCAACGAGUAUCCAAAGGGAGAGAAUUGUACCUGGCAUGUGCUGACGACUCCUGGGCAUCGAAUUUCGCUGGACUUCGAGACGUUCGAGCUGGAGGAACACUCGUUGUGCACUUACGAUAAACUUGAGGUUUUUGAUGGAGCCUCCUCCUCAUCCUCUCUACUCGGUCUCUUCUGUGGCGGAAGUGUGCCCCCUACUACCGUAUCCUCCUCCAACCAGCUGUUCGUCAGCUUUGUGGCCGAUGCCUCGGUCAGCCGGAGAGGGUUCCACGCUACUUAUCAAUCAGAGUGUGGUGGUCAGCUGUCCGCCGAACGCUCGUCCGGUUAUAUUUAUUCGCACGCUUCAUACAGUGACAACAACUACCCCUCAAAUUCCGACUGCCACUGGAAAAUCUCGGCCAAUAAUGGAAAGGGCGUCAAAUUGAAGUUCCACGCAUUCCACAUCGAAUCCGACGCCGCUUGCCAGUACGACUACGUCGAGGUCUACGACGGCCCCGUUCCCAAGGAGCAGAAGUUAUUCGGCCGUUUUUGCGGGGAUACGAUGCCCGACGAGAUUGUGAGCACGGGAAGCGAAAUGUUGCUGGUGUUGCAUACUGAUGACAGCGUCGAGGAAAAGGGGUUCGUGGCCGAGUACGCGGAGGGGGCACGAGGAAGGGCCGAGCCGAGCGGAUGGCCCCGGCCCACCCAUAUUACCACCGAUAUUUUGAACAAUAAUAAACAUUUGAAU
Messenger RNA from Mesorhabditis spiculigera, 2844 nucleotides. NCBI's taxonomy places the organism in Eukaryota, Metazoa, Nematoda, Chromadorea, Rhabditida, Rhabditidae. The record is from the annotation of a GenBank genome assembly.